AUGUUUGCCGGCUACUUGCAAGCCGCUGCUUACAAGAAUUUGAGUGAUGUUGGUGGACUUGAAGGGUGGCGGUGGCUGUUCAUUAUUUGCACAAUCAUCACCAUUCCAGUGUGCCUAUUGGGCUUUUUUGUUUUCCCGGACCUGCCUCAUCGAAAGAAGCCAUACUUCCUCACGGAAGCCCAGCAUAAUCUCUCCAGGCCAAGACUACAUGGCAUAACGGCUCCAGCACAGAUUCAAAUGUCAAAGACCAUUUUCAAACGAGUUUGGGGGAGAUGGCAUUGGUAUGUGUUAGUAUUCCACUGGUGUCUAUUGGAUCAAAACUCUUUGGCUGCCGGCACACCGUUCAGCUUGUACCUGAAAGCCAAAUCCUCGAUCUAUUCCGUAACCCAGAUCAAUACUCUGCCGACAAUCACCACCGCCAUUUCGGUUAUAUGUGCCAUUGCGGCAGGAUUCGUCGCUGACAAGACCGGUAAAUUCUGGAUACCAAGCGUACUGGCAACAAUCCCAGUCUUCAUAGGGGCUCUCCUGCUGGUCUCCUGGAACGUCGGAGAGAGUGGUCGCUUGGCAGGCUUCAUGAUCAUUGGGACUGAAGGGGUCCUCAGUCCUAUGUCAAUGAGCUGGACGACCACCUUGCUGGCCAACGAUGCAGCAGAGAGAGCAAUUGUGACCGCAAGCAUGAACGCCAUUGGCCAGGCUUUCACAGCUUGGACUCAGCUCUUCCAAUACCCAGCGACUGAAGCGCCCAACUUCCACAAAGGGUUCAUCUCCUUUUCUGUCACCGCAGCUCUUCAAUUCGUCACUAUUGGUACGAUAUACUUCUUGGCACGGAGAGAGCUCCAUCAUAAGGUCAAAACCGGAGAAAUCGAAGAAACGAAAACGACCAUAACGGAGCUGUAAUUUCUUGGUAAGUGUAAGGGCUAGGCUCAACGAAGUCAAAUACCAACA
Messenger RNA from Exophiala viscosa, 945 nucleotides. Its product is annotated as major facilitator superfamily domain-containing protein. Bases 1 to 897 code for a protein of 298 amino acids. The record is from RefSeq and is a predicted model, not a curated record. Gene Ontology annotation, biological process: transmembrane transport. Gene Ontology annotation, molecular function: transmembrane transporter activity. The transcript is spliced from 4 exons. Gene Ontology annotation, cellular component: membrane. NCBI's taxonomy places the organism in Eukaryota, Fungi, Ascomycota, Eurotiomycetes, Chaetothyriales, Herpotrichiellaceae.